AUGACGCAAGAGGGCAGUCCGGUCGAGCCGAGCCGUACAUGCGCUCACAGAACGGCACUCUGGCGCCAUCUCGAGCUCGACCUGCCAAAUUUGGAGGAGCUCAGCAAGACCAGAGAGUCCCCGGACUGGGAAGAGGUAGAGAUCGCUCUUUUGGAGAGCGAAGCGCAUAUUUCGAGCAAGCGAUAUGCCAUGAAGGGCACCCCUACUGCGAUGAGACGUCCAGCGUCGAAAGCGUGGCACGGUAGCGCACGAAACUCUCCUGACGAUCGAUACUUUGCGCCUACCCCUAGAAUUGCAACGGAUCGCCGUGUGAACCACGCUUGGCCCGCUACGAGUCGGUCUGCUCGAGCUUGGGCAGAGUAUCUGGCCAAGAAGAAAUCCAUGCCAAAUGGAGGCGGAAGCCGCAAGCGGGAGCGGGAGCGGGUGAACAAUGAUCAGCUGAUGGCCAGAAGGAACAUUGCGCUGUGA
Ceraceosorus guamensis is the source of this 468-nucleotide messenger RNA. RefSeq lists its product as hypothetical. The transcript has a single exon. Bases 1 to 468 code for a protein of 155 amino acids. The record is from RefSeq and is a predicted model, not a curated record. Lineage: Eukaryota; Fungi; Basidiomycota; Exobasidiomycetes; Ceraceosorales; Ceraceosoraceae.